AUGGCGGAUUCAAGCACCCCAAAGUUGCAGCAUCGUGGGCGCGGAUUGCACUUGGAGCCUUAUAGCCUUCAUGAUCAUGAUUCAUCUUGCGCACAAAUGAGGCCCUCUCUGUCCAACGAGGCUGUCCUAAAACCCAUCGACGAAUUUACCAAUCGACCAUACCCUUCGUCAUCCGUCUCGCGCAACACAAUGGCUUCUACUAGCACUCGUGUUGAUAAUCGGGUCGCGAAGAGGGAAGUUAGGACGCUUCCGUCCUGGAUAGAUUCCUAUGAUGAUGUGGACGACCCGCUUGCAAAUGGGUUAUCUACGAAUAAGUUCUUAUCCUCACCAUCUCGAGCACAUUCUGCACACCAUCAUCAUACCCCCGCACAACCGUCAAGACGAAUGUCCCAGGAUGGGUACGAGGACAUAUACGAUGAGACUCCUAAAAUGACGGAGAAGAAGCAUGAGUCUGGAUUUUUCGGCCACAAGGAACCAGUGAGAGGGCGGAAAUGGGACCAUGUACGGGAAGGCGAUCCAGUAAUUAUGCAAUCGAAUGGUCAAUUCGCGUCCCCCUGGCGGACGUAUAUUAAGUCGUCGAUGUAUGGACCGGCACCGUCUGAAGAUAAUAAGAGGGUUGAUGAAGAAUUCCUGCAACAACAAACUCCUGGGUUCGAUAGGCCGUGGCGAGGUGACUUGGACGGAGGAAGUGAUCCAGAAAAGUCGUUGGGUCUGCUGCACAGCAAGAAACGACGGCGGUCUUUGCUGAAGCGGUGGCAGCAAAUCAUCCUUAUACACCCUCUUAUACCACUUAUAUUCCGUGUAAUAGUUUUUACAACAUCAAUUAUUGCACUUGGCCUAUCUGGGUCCAUAUACAAACUCUCUAGAUUUUACGCAUACCCCCAAAACCCUUCCACUGUUAUGGCUGUAGUUGUGGAUGUGGUUGCAAUCCCAUACAUUAUAUACAUAACUUGGGACGAGUAUACGGGGAAGCCCCUAGGAUUGCGGCCUCCAAAAGCGAAGAUACGGCUAGUCCUUCUGGACCUCUUCUUCAUCAUAUUUGAGUCUGCCAAUUUGGCAUUGUCAUUUGCGGCCCUGGUCGACGAACAUGGGAGCUGCAGAGAUGUUCGCAAUGGUUAUAACCACGUCCUCUGUGUACGAGUCAGAACCCUUUCCGGGAUCUUAUUGAUUGCGUUAAUUAGCUGGAGUGUUACAUUUACCAUUAGUAUUUUUAGGUUGGUAGAGCGUGUUGGUGGUAGAGACGAGGUGGACUAG
Venustampulla echinocandica is the source of this 1254-nucleotide messenger RNA. RefSeq lists its product as uncharacterized. The transcript is spliced from 4 exons. Gene Ontology annotation, biological process: positive regulation of catalytic activity. The coding region runs from base 1 to 1254 and encodes 417 amino acids. The record is from RefSeq and is a predicted model, not a curated record. Gene Ontology annotation, cellular component: fungal-type vacuole; cell periphery. Lineage: Eukaryota; Fungi; Ascomycota; Leotiomycetes; Helotiales; Pleuroascaceae.